This is a messenger RNA of Vicia villosa (hairy vetch), 884 nucleotides long. Its product is annotated as probable peroxygenase 5. The coding region runs from base 60 to 713 and encodes 217 amino acids. The record is from RefSeq and is a predicted model, not a curated record. NCBI's taxonomy places the organism in Eukaryota, Viridiplantae, Streptophyta, Magnoliopsida, Fabales, Fabaceae. The transcript is spliced from 5 exons. Gene Ontology annotation, molecular function: calcium ion binding; monooxygenase activity.
GCUAAGUUAUCCUUCACCUAUAUAUUCACACAAUAAACCAAAAGCAACACUUACUUAAAAUGCACAUUCUCCUAAAACUCCUUUUUUGGUUAAGCAUUCUCAUCAUCAAUAUGGCAUCUUCUUCUUCUGUCUCAUCAGAUAGCAAACAGCAAGGAUUUGUUUGUGGUAUUGAUGAUAAUAAUUCCGUUCAUGAAAAUGUUCUUCAGAAACAUGCUGCUUUCUUUGAUAUCAAUAAAGAUGGUGUUAUUUAUCCAUGGGAGACUUUCCAAGCAAUGCGUCAAAUUGGAAGUGGGGUGUUGUUAUCAACUGCAGCUGCUGCUUUCAUAAAUGUGGCCCUCAGUCAGUCUACUCGCCCUGGAAAGUUCCCCUCUCUACUUUUUCCUAUUGAAGUUAAGAAUAUCCAACUAGGCAAACAUGGCAGUGACACUGGAGCUUAUGAUACUGAAGGAAGGUUUGUUGAAUCAAAAUUUGAAGAAAUUUUCAUCAAACAUGCACAUACACAUCCAAAUGCUUUAACACAUGACGAGCUCGACGAGUUGAUUAAGGGAAACCGAGAGCCUAAAGAUAUCAAAGGAAGGAUUGGGGGCUUUGUUGAAUGGAAAAUUCUUUACAAACUUGCGAAAGACAAGAAUGGUUUUAUCCGUGGCGUUUAUGAUGGAAGCUUGUUUGAAGUGCUCAAAAACGAACAUACAAAAAGAAGUAGUUCAUCCUAAUUAUAAUUUAUUGAUAUUCACGCAAAAGGCAAAAGGAAAAAGUAUAUCAAUUCGUUUUUAGUUUCAAUGUCCAUUUAUUUGUGAAGUAAUAUGUUUUACUCAUGAUCUAUCAUGUUGUAGAGUAUACAUAUCGAAAUGACGAUUUAUAUAAAGUCCAUGAGUGUUUUUGUA